Messenger RNA from Rana temporaria (common frog), 1911 nucleotides. Its product is annotated as extensin-1-like. Bases 1 to 1911 code for a protein of 636 amino acids. NCBI's taxonomy places the organism in Eukaryota, Metazoa, Chordata, Amphibia, Anura, Ranidae. The transcript has a single exon. The record is from RefSeq and is a predicted model, not a curated record.
AUGGACGCCCCACCAGUGUCCCAUAUCAUGGACGCCCCACCAGAGUCUCAUCAUGGACGCCCCACCAGUGUCCCAUAUCAUGGACGCCCCACCAGUGUCCCAUAUCAUGGACGCCCCACCAGUGUCCCAUAUCAUGGACGCCCCACCAGUGUCCCAUAUCAUGGACGCCCCACCAGUGUCUCAUCAUGGACGCCCCACCAGAGUCUCAUCAUGGACGCCCCACCAGUGUCUCAUCAUGGACGCCCCACCAGAGUCUCAUCAUGGACGCCCCACCAGUGUCCCAUAUCAUGGACGCCCCACCAGAGUCUCAUCAUGGACGCCCCACCAGUGUCCCAUAUCAUGGACGCCCCACCAGUGUCCCAUAUCAUGGACGCCCCACCAGAGUCUCAUCAUGGACGCCCCACCAGAGUCUCAUCAUGGACGCCCCACCAGAGUCUCAUCAUGGACGCCCCACCAGUGUCCCAUAUCAUGGACGCCCCACCAGUGUCCCAUAUCAUGGACGCCCCACCAGUGUCCCAUAUCAUGGACGCCCCACCAGUGUCCCAUAUCAUGGACGCCCCACCAGUGUCCCAUAUCAUGGACGCCCCACCAGUGUCCCAUAUCAUGGACGCCCCACCAGUGUCCCAUAUCAUGGACGCCCCACCAGUGUCCCAUCAUGGACGCCCCACCAGUGUCCCAUAUCAUGGACGCCCCACCAGUGUCCCAUCAUGGACGCCCCACCAGUGUCCCAUAUCAUGGACGCCCCACCAGAGUCUCAUCAUGGACGCCCCACCAGUGUCCCAUAUCAUGGACGCCCCACCAGUGUCCCAUAUCAUGGACGCCCCACCAGUGUCCCAUAUCAUGGACGCCCCACCAGUGUCCCAUAUCAUGGACGCCCCACCAGUGUCCCAUAUCAUGGACGCCCCACCAGUGUCCCAUAUCAUGGACGCCCCACCAGUGUCCCAUAUCAUGGACGCCCCACCAGUGUCCCAUCAUGGACGCCCCCCCAGUGUCCCAUAUCAUGGACGCCCCACCAGAGUCUCAUCAUGGACGCCCCACCAGUGUCCCAUAUCAUGGACGCCCCACCAGUGUCCCAUCAUGGACGCCCCCCCAGUGUCCCAUAUCAUGGACGCCCCACCAGAGUCUCAUCAUGGACGGCCCACCAGUGUCCCAUAUCAUGGACGCCCCACCAGAGUCUCAUCAUGGACGCCCCAUCAGUGUCCCAUAUCAUGGACGCCCCACCAGAGUCUCAUCAUGGACGCCCCAUCAGUGUCCCAUCAUGGACGCCCCACCAGUCUCAUCAUGGACGGCCCACCAGUGUCCCAUAUCAUGGACGCCCCACCAGAGUCUCAUCAUGGACGCCCCAUCAGUGUCCCAUCAUGGACGCCCCACCAGAGUCUCAUCAUGGACGCCCCACCAGUGUCACAUCAUGGACGCCCCACCAGAGUCUCAUCAUGGACGCCCCACCAGAGUCUCAUCAUGGACGCCCCACCAGUGUCUCAUCAUGGACGCCCCACCAGUGUCCCAUAUCAUGGACGCCCCACCAGUGUCCCAUAUCAUGGACGCCCCACCAGUGUCCCAUAUCAUGGACGCCCCACCAGUGUCCCAUAUCAUCGACGCCCCACCAGCGUCCCAUCAUCGACGCCCCACCAGCGUCCCAUCAUCGACGCCCCACCAGCGUCCCAUAUCAUGGACGCCCCACCAGAGUCUCAUCAUGGACGCCCCACCAGUGUCCCAUAUCAUGGACGCCCCACCAGAGUCUCAUCAUCGACGCCCCACCAGCGUCCCAUAUCAUGGACGCCCCACCAGAGUCUCAUCAUGGACGCCCCACCAGAGUCUCAUCAUGGACGCCCCAUCAGUGUCCCAUCAAUGCAGCCCACCAGUGUCCCAUCAUGGACGCCCCAUCUCAGAAUCGCAUGGGAGCGCGGAUGA